CCAACCAAUCUCACUGUCUCUGUAGUAAUAUCAGCAUCUAUUGUCUUGACCAUGGCAUCGGCACCUCCGCCCCCCAACCUACAAGCUCCUCCCCCACCACCUAGUGGCCUUCCACCGCCACCACUUCCAAAUGCUGGUCCUCCUCCUCCACCUGCUGGAUUGCCCCCUCCUGGAUUACCUCUACCAGGAAUGAAACCGAAACCUGUGGUGCCACCUCCGCGAGUGACUCUUUCCACGGCGGUCUUGUUGAACAACAUGCCUUAUUUUCUGCACUCCAAUCGAUCGCUUCGUGAUGUUAUCUAUCCUUGUGGAUCUGCUCGGAACAUUGCCUUUCAUCCAACUCCACCCAAAGAUGACGUCGAAGUGAACAAGGAUCAAACCUUUACAGCUCUGGUCACCAUGUCCCAUCCCGAUGGAGCCCUCAAGUUGCUCUGCGCCUGUCGCGAAAUGAAGACACUCUUGCUGGAGGGAGCCGAGGAAAAGAACAAACCGGCCUACGAAAAAAUGAACUUUCAUAUGGUCCCCAACGAUCCUAAAAUCCCCAUGCCACCCCUCAAAAUUGACGAACAGACGGCCAAGAUUCUGGGAGAACGACUCUCGCAACAGUUCAUCAAUCACGUCACACGAAGCAACAAUCCUAGACCUGCCGACUUGACGGCAAACAACAAUCAAGCCAACAGGGACAGGGGAUUGGAUAUGGAAAAAUUAGCGGCAGCAGCCGGUGGAGGCUACGAUGACGAUGUCGACCCCCUCAAUACUCCUCAGGUCAUUGCGGCCGUCAAGGCAUUCCGCACCAAACUGGAUGAAACACAAUCCACGCAAAAAAAGCGCCGUGCCGAAAUUGUCAAACAAAAGGUGCAGGCGGCCAAGGAACGAUUGCGUCCUCUCGUGGAAGAAGAGCGCAACAAACCACGCGUUCCCGCUAAUUUGCCUCCCCCACCCAUGCUACCACCGCCCAUGCCCGAAGGAUUGCCACCUCCUCCCCCACCAGGUUUGGCGGUUCCUCCUCCACCGGCCAAACGUGCUCGUGUGGCGGAGCUUCCCAGUAUGGAACCCACCGCCACAUUUCCGGAAUUGCCAGCGGCGGCACAUGACACGUUGCGGGCAUUUGUGUCCAGUCAAAUCAAGCAGUACAUGGGAGAGGAAGAAGCGACACUGAUUGACUUUUUGCUCAAAUUGGUGCUCGACCCUCAAACCACUGUAGCCAAGUUGAUGGAAGAGUUACAGCCCGUGUUGGAAGAAGAUGCGCCCGUCUUUGCGCAGGAACUGUGGAAGAAGGUGCACGAAUUGCAGCAGCAGUAA
This is a messenger RNA of Seminavis robusta, 1302 nucleotides long. The record is from the annotation of a GenBank genome assembly. Lineage: Eukaryota; Bacillariophyta; Bacillariophyceae; Naviculales; Naviculaceae.